UGGACAUUUUACACUUCGCCGCUAGCCCCAAACUAAGCAAAGCUUGUGCUAUGGGUACUAGACGAUGGAUAUAAACAUACUUAAUUACUUUUUUUUUGUAAAUACAUACAUAUUAUACAUAGAAAACACCCAGACCCGUCACAGAAAUUACAAUUCAACAUUUCAAUUUCUGCCCGGCCGGAAAAAUUGAAACAGAAUUAUUUUUUAAAACUUGUAAAGAAUCGAUUGUCGCACGUGGGAAUUGAACCCAUAUUUCGCAUGCCGGGCGCCUGCUUACUACACAGCUACGAAAGAGCUGAGCUACGUAGCUAAGAAAGAGCUGAGCUACGCAACUACGAAAGAGCUGAGCUACGAAGCUACAAAAGAGCUGAGCUACGAAAUUCAGGAAUAUAGCGCCGUUAUAAAAUAUGACUUUCAUCCUUGGACACUGUCAUCACCUUCACCUCUCCGUUACGUUUUGACAUCUACUUUUUCAUAAGUAUGUUUUACCAUACCUGUUUCUAUUUUUCCGCUUUUCCUUCCAGAAAUGUUAUGAAGAAUAUUAAAUAAACUAAACCUUGGAAUUAUUUUACUUUGAAGCUAUUCAGAGCCUUUCAGAAUUCCAAGACCCUGAUUAUGUGAUAAUAAUAUGUGGAGUCGACAGCGCAUGUUAGCAUCCUUAUUGUUAUGAUAUAAUGGUCGCUAUUUCACAACAAAUUGAAUUCGAAUAUAUUGUUCUUAAUAAUCCGGUCCAUGAUGAAUUGCAUAUUGAUUAUUACAUUGUAUUUAAAUUUUUUAUCAACAUGAUUCACUGAUAUGAAUGACCGAUCGGUAGGUACCAAGAAUAUUUUAUUUUUCUAGAUAAUAUUUUGUACUGAUGUAGUUUAAUAAACAAAAUAUUGAACGAGCAUUUUAUGUAGUUGUGAUACGUGCUAUUUCGCAACUACAAGGUCAACAAUACCUUGUCUGUUUUGCGCAAUCAUUUUACGUUAUUUUUUUUUGUAGCGACCUUUGAUUUACUUAUAGACAGGCAAGGGAACGCGGGUUCGGUCCCCGCCGCCACUCGACUAUUGUGAUCCUGCUGGCAAUAUGGCUGAUGUUUUCCAAUGCUGUCACUGGAAUAUCAUUGACUGUAUCUAAGCAGGCUGAGUACCCAAGCGAGGUCAUCAGUAACGCAUGCUUGCCGUUCCUAUGGUUCAUCAUGGGAUGCUAUGUGCAGGAUGAAGUGCGCACAGAGGUUGAAAAAACCGACAAUCAACUAAUCAAGCAUCUCAUUGACUUCAGAUGCGAUCAACCUAGAAAGUCGAUGUUACAAAGUUUCAAACAGCUGGUGGGGACGGAGCGCCUGAAGUUUACUGCAUACAGUCUGUUCGAGUUGAACUAUUCGUUGAUUGUAGGGACCAUCCUACACAUUGUGACGUACAGUAUCAUACUGAUACAACUGCUGAUGAGUAAGUAAUGAGAAUACAAAAAUGCCUGGUGAUAGCUGUAGUAGGCAUUUUGGGAUAUAAAUUCUAUCAGUCGUCCUGAAAUUGUAUUUUUUGUUUUUUGACUUUGUCUGUAUCAAUUAUGAAGUUAGCGGUGUUUUCUGUUCUGUCGUAAAAAUACUUUAAAUAUCACACACACAGUAAAAUUGCUUUGCGUUUAGCGCCAGGCACUAAGUUUUUUAUUUCAAAUUAUGUGAAUAUUGUGAGGCUAAAGUGGGUUUUCGUAUGUAAUUUUAGGU
Molecule: messenger RNA, 1705 nt
Organism: Ostrinia nubilalis (European corn borer)
Lineage: Eukaryota; Metazoa; Arthropoda; Insecta; Lepidoptera; Crambidae
Exons: 4
Coding region: 1076-1438 (120 amino acids)
Biological process (GO): sensory perception of taste
Cellular component (GO): membrane
Source: RefSeq, a predicted model, not a curated record